UGUGGCAUCCAGUGCUCAAACUAGCUUAACUCAGAGUUUGACACGGUGGUGUACAGACAGUGAUUAACUAAUUAAAUUGUCUCUCAUCUGCAUAGUUGCUAAUGAUGCAUACAUUUUCUGGUAAAAAAACACAGUAUUGCAGGUCUGCUGUGGUCAUUUUUGGUAUUGGUUUUUCUAGUUUAUUGAUCUGAGAGACUUGGGUUUGGUCUCAGGAGGCUCAGAGCACUGUGUGGUAGAAAAAGCCUAGCAGUAUUUGAUGUGGUUUUGCUUAUAUGGGACUGAACUUCUGUACUACCUUGUAGCAGAAGCGCUUCUGCACUGUAUGGAUUUAAUACAUUGCUUGUCAUAAGGUCUUUCUAGGUAUCACAAGGUGCUAAAGUGUUAUUGCUCCCAGCUCAUCAUCUGUGUGUGCAGUGUUAUACAGUGUCUAAAUCACUUGCUCUGUUAGCACCCUGAGCUGUGACCAAACUGUGUAUUGCGUGCAAGCUUUGCCUACAAUUCAGUCUUAUGUGCCUUUCCAGCCGAAACAGUAUCUUUGCAUGUGUUUCGAUGCAAUGUAACGCAUUCGAUUCAUUUCUUUAAGUAUUGUCCUCAAACAACAACUUCUGUCUGAUUGCACUUAGUUUGUGCACGUGUCUGCAGCAUUGCAGUUAAGAACAAAUCAGAGUGUGUGUGUGUGUGUGAAAUAGUUUGUCUAUAGCAGUGCAGGCAGGGUCACAGAGGAGCCAUUGAUCAAACGUGCACAUCCACACAAACACGUACUUUCACACAUACACACACAGCUUCUCAAUACACAAUGAGGCCUGUCCGGAGCUCUGUCCUCUGCCGCCUCCUCCCUGCCCCCUUCUCUCUGGCCCUGCGCAGCCUGGUCCUGGUCCUUCUCUGCAUCACCCCCCGUUGUCAGGCGGUACAGGCAGAGAAUGUGACAGUAAUGGAGGGAGGUACGGCCCAGAUCUCCUGCCGCCUGCAGAAUUACGAUGGAUCAAUUGUGGUCAUCCAGAAUCCCCGCCGGCAGACCCUCUUCUUCAACGGCACACGAGCUCUGAAGGACGAUCGUUUCCAGAUGGUGCUUUUCACGCCACGGCUGGUGCGCAUCACAUUGACCAACGUCAGUGUUAUGGAUGAAGGCGGCUACUUCUGCCAGCUCUACACGGAUGCCACACACCACCAGGUGGCCACGCUUUCUGUCUUGGUUACCCCGGAGACGCCCACGGUGGAGGUGAAGCAGGAAGCCGUGGAGGGAGGAGAGGUGGAGCUGACCUGUGUGUCACCACGCAGCAAGCCGGCCGCCACCCUGCGCUGGAUGCGCAAUGGCCGAGAGAUACCAGGCGUGGUAUCCCAGCAGGAGAACGCAAAGACGUUCAGCGUGUCCAGCACCAUCCAGAUCCCAGUAGAAAGGAAAGACAAUGGGGCGGCACUGAGCUGCGAGGCAUUCCACCCAGCCCUGGGUGGCCAGAAGAGGAUUCGGCACUACCGCCUGGAUGUAUAUUUUGCACCUACAGUGAGAAUUGUUCCUCCCUCUGGCAUUUUGCGAGAGGGCGACUCGCUCAGCCUGACCUGCUCCGUCACCGGGAACCCUCUGCCCAGGAACAUUCAGUGGUCCAAGAUCAAUGACACCUUACCUGAGAGAGCAGAGAUUUCUGGCCCCACCUUUCAGAUUUCCCGUCUCAGCCAAUCACACAACGGGACAUACUUGUGCCAGGCCCAGAACAAUUAUGGACGAGCCGCUGAUCAUUACACCCUAUUGGUCUAUGAUAAUGUGUCACUCACUACCACGGUCCCUCCCACUCCUACCACCCAACUUAUCACCUCCCAUCCCUCCACCCCAACCCUCCUAUCACCCAGCUUCGCCCCAGACAUGAAAGAUCCUGGUGCAGUGGUAGAGACUCACAGCGCAGUACCUUUUGCAGUGAUAGGUGGCGUUCUGGCAUUGCUGGUUUUCACUGUCAUCUGUGUCCUCAUUGUCACCAUCUGGUGCUCCGUCCGACAGAAAGGUUCCUAUCUUACCCAUGAGGCCAGUGGGUUGGAUGAACAUGGUGAGGUGCAGGAAGCCUUCCUCAAUGGCAACGACGCCAGCCAGGGCAAGAAGGAAUACCUACUGUAGCCCUUCUCUUUUCCUACCCCUUUCUCUUCUGACCUCAUCCCCCUAUCCCCACCUCUUCCCAUCUCCCACCUUAUAUACAGUAUACACACACACACACACUCUAUACAACACGCCAUAACAGGCGGCCUUCUGAAAACAACUGUAUACAGUUAUUGCACACAGCCAAUCCAUCCCGCUCCAUUCCACUCCAUAUCCUCCAUACACACACACACCCAGAAACAGACUGAGAAAGAGAGCCUAUAGACCCACCAGCCAUUAACGACUGUGCCAUAUAUUGUAAGUCGGAGAAACUAGGGAAAAUGGAGAGGGGUGGAGGGAAAGAAUGGAGUGAGGUGAAUGUAGACAAAAAAGAAAUGAUGCCAUAAUUAUUUUGAUCGAGAGGGAAGCGGGGAGCACAAAGAAAACCGACACUCUGCCCGUGCAGCCGCCAAAGUGGAAAAGGAAUUAGAGGCAGAUGACUGCUAUAAUUCCAUGCCUAGAGAAAACCAUCCAUUUCACAAAGCUCAAUCUUUAACUGGCGGAGACAGUGGGAGCAGUGUGUGGGGAAUGAGAGGGUAUUGA
This is a messenger RNA of Scomber japonicus (chub mackerel), 2665 nucleotides long. RefSeq names its product cell adhesion molecule 4 (gene cadm4). Gene Ontology annotation, biological process: regulation of Rac protein signal transduction; regulation of wound healing; negative regulation of peptidyl-tyrosine phosphorylation. The transcript has 9 exons. Gene Ontology annotation, molecular function: vascular endothelial growth factor receptor 2 binding. The record is from RefSeq and is a predicted model, not a curated record. Gene Ontology annotation, cellular component: cell-cell contact zone. NCBI's taxonomy places the organism in Eukaryota, Metazoa, Chordata, Actinopteri, Scombriformes, Scombridae. Bases 797 to 2104 code for a protein of 435 amino acids.